This is a messenger RNA of Colletes gigas, 1303 nucleotides long. RefSeq names its product cell adhesion molecule 2-like. The record is from RefSeq and is a predicted model, not a curated record. Lineage: Eukaryota; Metazoa; Arthropoda; Insecta; Hymenoptera; Colletidae. The coding region runs from base 108 to 1007 and encodes 299 amino acids. Gene Ontology annotation, biological process: synapse organization. The transcript has 5 exons. Gene Ontology annotation, cellular component: neuron projection membrane.
GCGUUGUGCUGGUACAUGUCAGUGAGUGGACGGUGCGUUGUCAUCCGAUGAAGAGGAUGUGAAUCGCUUCGGUACCAAAGUGAACGCGCCAUCAAACAUUUGCGGACAUGGCUUUGAGGUGGCAAGCGAGGCUGUCCAUUGCUGCCAUUCUCUUCAUGUGCACGGAAGAUACUCUCAGCUUGGGGGAUCGCACGAUAGAUAACAUGGAUCGACACUCGAGCCAGAGCAGACCACGGAAUCAGCUGCUGGUGGAUUCCGCGGGCGUCAAGUCGAAAGCGGAGCCUACGUUCGACUACUCGCAGAACACAAACGUCACGGCACUGAUCGGAAAGACCGCUUAUCUCACGUGCAGGGUUCGCAAUCUGGGCGACAAAACCGUUUCCUGGGUCAGGCACAGGGACAUUCACAUUAUAACGGCGGGGGCGUACACCUACACGAGCGAUCAGCGAUUCCAAGCGCUCCACGGACAAAACAAAGGCCAAAACAACGAGUGGUCUGAAUGGACACUUUGCAUAAAAUGGGCGCAGGAGAGAGACCAGGGACUCUACGAAUGUCAGAUCUCCACCAUCCCCGUCAAGUCGCAUCAGUUUCGCUUGAACGUUGUCGUGCCGACAGCGACGAUACUGGGCGGUCCGGAUCUGUACGUGGGCGCCGGGAGCACGAUAAACCUGACGUGCACCAUACACUUCAGUUCGGAGCCACCGGCUUAUAUCUUUUGGUACUACAACGAGAACGUCUUGAGCUACGACAGUGUCAGGGGCGGCGUCUCGGUGAUAACCGAAAAGGGUGGAGACAUCACCACCUCUUGGCUCCUUAUCCAGACGGCGCAACCCUCGGACUCCGGGGAAUAUAGCUGCAAACCCAGCAACGCCAAUACGGCAUCCAUCAAAGUUCAUGUCCUGAAUGGCGAACGACCGGAGGCGAUGCAGACCGGAACGGCGGGACCCAUUUUAUCCUCGAGCUGUCUUUUGGUGUCUCUGAUCAUUUUGUACAUAUCGUCGGUGUAAACGAACGUCGAACGACACGAAGCGUCGCCGCAACGCCGCUUAGGCCGAGUUUAAGUCCGUCGGGGUACGUUCUCGUUAAGUGCGCGCCAUUGUUUGCAAGAAUCGAGGGAAUCGGUGGCGAAUCGGUAUCCCGACGCGCGAGGUAUCCGAAAGUUGGCUGAUAUCGAUCGUCGAUCUUCGAUCGAGACACAGAAGGUCCGGAAGCUCGGCUCGUCCCCCCAGCGAGAGAUCAAAACGACGCGUACGAUGGCUCGAUACGAACAAACUUGAGACAGUCUGAUAGUUUCUGAAACUUU